AUGAGGGAGUACGGUCACCUCGGUCGGUGUGAGGACUGCCAGGUCACACCAGUACUAUGCAAGUACUGCCUAGCUUCAACUGCAUGGUCGGGAAUCCGAGGCCUAUACGAAGAUUCACCGCCGCGCUCGGACAAGAUUCUGCAAAUCCGCCGCCUAUGCAAGUCUUUCCACCCAACUGGGACUCCCUCAAGCUGCAUCCUCGUGGACUUUGUCUCAUCUGCUGGAUGCAAUGCCGCCGAUCCCUCCUGUGCGCCACAAAAGCCUUACACGCAGCCGCUGCUCUCGCGUACUUGCUUCACCUGUACAGUAAGAUAA
Molecule: messenger RNA, 315 nt
Organism: Sparassis crispa
Lineage: Eukaryota; Fungi; Basidiomycota; Agaricomycetes; Polyporales; Sparassidaceae
Exons: 3
Coding region: 1-315 (104 amino acids)
Source: RefSeq, a predicted model, not a curated record